AUGGGUGGAGACGGCAAAGUUUUUACCUUGGAGGAGGUUUCUCAGCACAGUAGCUCCCAGGAUUGUUGGAUCAUCAUCCACGGCAAGGUCUAUGAUGUGACCAAGUUCUUGGACGACCAUCCAGGUGGUGACGAGGUGAUAUUGACUUCUACAGGGAAAGACGCGACCGACGAUUUCGAGGAUGUUGGGCACAGUUCGACUGCAAAAGCCAUGCUAGAUGAGUACUAUGUGGGUGAUGUUGACACAGCCACUGUCCCAAUUAAAACCAAGUUUGUUCCUCCUCCAAAGCAGGUCGAGUCUAGCCAGAACAAGAGUUCGGACUUUGUCAUUAAGAUCCUUCAGUUCCUUGUUCCUCUUCUAAUCUUAGGCUUGGCUCUUGGUAUCCGUUCUUACACCAAGACUCCUUCUUCUUGA
Molecule: messenger RNA, 414 nt
Organism: Thlaspi arvense
Lineage: Eukaryota; Viridiplantae; Streptophyta; Magnoliopsida; Brassicales; Brassicaceae
Source: the annotation of a GenBank genome assembly